Molecule: messenger RNA, 1379 nt
Organism: Cydia fagiglandana
Lineage: Eukaryota; Metazoa; Arthropoda; Insecta; Lepidoptera; Tortricidae
Exons: 3
Coding region: 55-357 (100 amino acids)
Biological process (GO): 2-oxoglutarate metabolic process
Source: RefSeq, a predicted model, not a curated record
AUAACACUACAAAUUACUUUAUCUCUCCUAAUUCAAGACUACUUUAAAAGCAAUAUGGUGCGGUUGUCUCCAGCUCUCUUGCGUGUGCCGGUAAUAAAGUUCCGUAAAGGAGGUUUGGGACUCUCGGGAGCGCGAGCUGCACCCGCGGCGGCCGCUGCACCUGCGCCUGCAGGAACUCCUGCACCUUCUGCGUCUUGCGCCUUCAGGCCGGCAGCAGCACCACAAAUGAGUACCAGUGCUAUUCCUGACAUUGACCUUCCGGCACGCUACAGAAGAAAACCCCUCUCUCAGGAAGAGAUUGACCAGAUCAACGGAGGAGGCAUUGCUGAUCCACCAAAGCUGGAGGGGAAAAAAUGAGCUAAACAAAUGACAUCUAUCAUUGUGUAAGUACAAUUAGUACAGUCACCUCUAACAGCUGCAACCGUACGAAUAAUACUAUGAUCUAUGAAGCAUUGCCUAUACCUCGUUUUUUUAGAAUUAGAAAAGAUGUAAACAAUCUUGACAUGUCUUUUUAUUAAAAAAUCGCUUUUAAACAAUAGUAACUAAUACUUGUGAAACCAAAAGAAUGUAAAUAAAUGUCCUUGCUAUAUAAUUGUUACAUAUUUGCUUUGAUUUAAUUUUUAGACACAUUGUGUUUACCUUUUUUCUAAUGCUACAAAAACGAGGUAAGUACAGCUCCUUUUUAUUCUAUGCAAAUUUGAGCAGAGUGGGGUGCGUCUCUAUGGAUUGUACUAACUUGAUUUUACCAUACAAAACACAAGCACAAAAAUACAUAUGUGACGUCCCACGGGUAAAGGCGAAUAUUAUUGCGGCGCUAUGCGACGUAAGCGCCAGCCGCCAUAAGGUACCUAUUGCCGUGCAACGUCACAUAUAUACAGUCAGCUGCAGAGGCACCUCCCCUGCAAACAAAUUUCUAUGCCAUGGGGGUUCCCUGUCUCUGCAGCUGACCAUACACAGGGACAUACUUAUAUCUCUGCAAAUAAGAAACUAGGCAAGUUAUUUUUGCGAGCAUCGUUGUAGGUGACUGUACAUAAGUACAUAUAAAUGUUUGGUCAUGCACAACUUUAUUCACUUCAUUCAAAUAGUUAAUUCACCCCAGCUGUGGUGUGUUGGACCUGUAUGUGGUAUAAAUAGUUUAAAAUACCUCAAUUAUUUCAGAAAGGGAAAUACCGCACAAAACAUUAUUUGAAAACGAAAAAGGAAGGACCUUUACCAUUGGCGACUUUUAAAAUACCUCGCGGUGUCCUGGUUCAACCGGGCAAGAAAAAAAAGCUAGUAUCCCUAAGUGUAACUAUUGGAAAGCAAAGGGAAAAGAAAUAAUUCAAAUUGAACAUAAUCAUUUUAUUGAAAAAAUAUAAAAUAGUAUUUAUUACUGAGAA